Messenger RNA from Aaosphaeria arxii CBS 175.79, 4142 nucleotides. RefSeq lists its product as uncharacterized. Gene Ontology annotation, biological process: tRNA 5'-leader removal. Lineage: Eukaryota; Fungi; Ascomycota; Dothideomycetes; Pleosporales. The coding region runs from base 47 to 3847 and encodes 1266 amino acids. The transcript has 3 exons. Gene Ontology annotation, cellular component: ribonuclease MRP complex; nucleolar ribonuclease P complex. The record is from RefSeq and is a predicted model, not a curated record.
CCCAGAGGUCUGGGGCCUUUACAAUCUGCCCAAAGAAAACGCCGAAAUGGCGGAUAACAUGAAGAAACGCAAGACCAAUGGGCAACCGACCGGACCCUCCGCCAAAAAACCACGAUUUCCGCUUAAACAGAAACCUACUAUCGCGACGAUGCCCACAACAACCGCGUACCCCGGCGGCGAGCUCAGUGUAUCGAAAUUCCUACGCGCACACGAAAAUGAGAUUAAAGCUCUGGAAAAUGGAAUCAAGGCUGCGAAGAAAGGACUCUCUCGCAGGGCAUUCCAGGACGUUCCGAGAGAGAUGCGACGACGUACCGGAAGUCAUAAUCCUCAGCGGGUACCCAAAAGAUUAAGGGCUAGGGCUAAACGGGAAGCAAACGAUGAUAAUACGCCAUUGCAUAAGGAUCGAAGUGGUAGCGGUAUUGGCAAAGGAAAUAAACAGAAAUGGCUGAGAAAAGAGAGCAUCGAUAAGGCCAAGAAAGCGAGGGAACAUCGUGAAAAGAGGAGGGCUGCGGGGGAAGCGAAUAAGGUGACAGUCACGUCUGAGAUGGAAGGAGUAGAGCAUUCUAGCCUUGGUGCACAAUCGAAAGGGUCGUCAAACAAAAUGUCUCCAGUUGCUGGACCCUCGAGGAAACUGCGUACCAAGGUAUUGCUGGCGAAACCUCCAACACCGCCUUCGCGAUUCCGAAGGCGGCAAUUGAACAAGACCUGGCUUCCGACACACGUGUGGCAUGCAAAACGUGCCACGAUGACUCCCUUUAAAGAGCCCAUGUGGAGAUUUGCGAUUCCGUUAGCGCCAGCUACAAAAGCUUAUCGAUUGACACACCGAGCGGUGACUCAACGAGGUGCUGUUGCGUGGGACAUGAGCUACAUAGCUACUAUCCGUCUAGAAGGUACAGAGGCGAGCAUUUCGGGUCUCCUUCAAACUUUGCAAUUUACAACUGCUGAAUCGGAAGAUCCAUGGAUCUCCGAUAGACGAAGCAAAAAGUGGAAGUCUGGUUCUCGCGCCUGGGAGGGUUGGGUUCAUAGAAGAGGAGGUGAUUCUUCAAGCAAGGUAGCACCUGUUACGGUCAUAUGGGAUGUACCCAAUGCCGAAAAUGAAACCAGAAGGGCCUUUGUUCGUGUUCAUCCAAGUGCAUUUAUGCAGGUUUGGAACAGGAUUGUUGCGGCCUCGAAAAUUCAGAAACCAAUCGUCAAAGUAGAGGACCUUCGAUUUGAGAUAGGGUCAAUAGAGAUCAUGGGUCCCGCAGCAGCAGAGACUCUCAGCGCAGUCUUGAAACCCGGCGGAGCGUCAGACGAAGGCAUUGAGUCCCCUUCAUCGCUAUGGCCUUUGCUCGCAGGAGUCACCGAUAUUGGCAUGCUACCGAAUGGGGCAAUGUUGGCAUUUCCAGUAUCUGAUCCGCGUCUUCGAGAUCCAUUGACCACUUCAUCAAUCAGUCAAACAUCCGAGCAUGAGAACCAGCUCCUACAAAUCCUUGCAACCUGGCCGAUCGAUCACACUCAAGGGUGUCCAGGCAUAUUUCAUCGCGAUAACAGAUUGGCAGCUGGGAGGUCCCUGCCAUCGCAGAAAUCAAUCAAUCGGCGAAAGAGCGCAGCACCUCCGGGUCUAUGUCCAGAAGCACGCCCAACAGAUCCCCAAAUCCCCAUGAUGGUCUAUACAUCCAAAAGAUCCAAAACAUGGACAGUUCUGCUGCCUUGGAAAUGUGUCAUGCCUGUCUGGAGAUGCCUGAUGCGCUACCCGAUUUCCAGUGGAGGCAAUCCGCGCCUUGGAGGUCUCCUCCAAAGGCAGCAGGUUGAAUUCGAGCGAUCUGAGCCCUCAUUCCCCCGAGAUUUUCCGGGCACUGAUGCAGGCUGGUCAUGGGAGCUUCAGGAACGGCAAGCUCGACAACAGGAUUGGGUCAGGAGGCCCAAGGGAAAAAGGAUCGAAUGGAAAACGCUCGACCUUGGUAAUGGCAGAAAAGGCGAGAUAGGAGAUCCUUGGGCUUGUCAUUGGGAGACUCUGUUACCAAAGAGGACACAGACCGCGGAAAAUCCCAAAAAUGACGCUGACGAAUUUUCCUCACCGUUCCAAUACCCAACAUCCCAAACUGCUGCCACCAUACUUGAAGACCAAUCUUCAUCGCGCAUUAUAUCUUCCUCGCCAUAUCUCCUCACGACUAGUAUCCGAAUGGUCGAACGUGGUACACCUCAGACCUGCGCUCGCAUUUACAGGCUACCAACGACUGAUCCAGAUAUGAGGAAAAGAUGGCUGUCACUUUUGCCGGAGCCUGCGAGCAAGUCACAACGACCUACAGGAAAGCGCACGAAUGCUAGCCUACAGAGUGCUAUUUCAUCAAAGAAUGCGCGUAAUAAGAAACUGGCUGCUAACCUACUUGAAUCUAUGGAUAGUACUGACAGAGUCAUCAACGCAAACAGUCCAAACUACCCCAUCGUCCCGGAUGAGGUCGAUCUGAUUGGCUUUGUAACGACGGGCAAUUAUAAUCUCGCAGAAGGUCGACCGUGUGCGAUCGCCAAUUUAUCUAUUCAGAAAGUAAUGGAAAGCGUCGAUUUGUAUGAUAAAGACGGGCUAUCACCUAACAAAGGGCAUAUCUGUAUCGUGAGAGAAGCUGGACAGGCUCUAGGCAGUAUGUCUGAGGACAGAGCAGCCGACGGCAAGACCGACGGCGGCGCAGCGCUUGGAGCCCUGUCGCCGGGCGCGCUGGCAGACUUGACGGCGGACGUACUCGAAGAAACAGUUCAAAACAUCAUAUUCAACACAGCGCUAUCAUGCCAUCGUUCAGAAAAGCUGCUCCGAAUGCAGUCCGCUGCGACCCAGGCCGAGUCGAUCGCACUAUCUACACUCGAACCGUCAUCACAAGUGAAAGGAUCGAGUAGCCAGAGCUCAGUUCCCACUGCAGAGACCCCGGCUGCGAAGUACGAGAAUGGACAGGUCUACUUGAAAGGCAAUCCUCUCAAGACUACACCGGAGAUCGUGUGUCCGCAUUGCAAACUGCCACGGCUGAUGCAUCCGAUCAUGGGAAAGGGCAUGCAGAACCCAGAUCUGACACGAGAGUAUUGUAAACUGUAUCCGUUCGUGCAACAAACGGGGCACGAUGUUUACGGAAACCCGUUCCCGACCGACAUGGCGAAGAGCAAGAAGGAGCGAGAAUUGAUAAAACAACAACAAAAGAAUGCGGAAAAGGAGAGUGUCGGCACCCCGAAUUCGCAAGACACAGAUAUGGCAGGUGGUGACACCCAGGGCAAAGAGAUCAAGCUCAAUACAGGAGGAAAGCCAGCGUCAUACGUCCCAUGGCACACGUGUCCAAGUUGUAAGAGGAGUCUUCUUAUUACAAGAUUUGCGCAGCAUCUUGAGAAAUGUCUUGGUAUUAGCGGGCGACAGAGCUCUCGCAAUGCCAUGGCAAAACUCGCCGGUCAGAACGGUACAGGGACUGGAGCGGGUAACACACCUCUGGGAAGCCGGAUGGGCACCCCUGCUCCAGGAUCGCAAGCCGAAGGCUCUUCGAAAGUGAAGAGUAAAGGUGUGAGCCCUGUGAAGAAAAUGCCAGACGAUGACGAUGAGGGAGACAAUGAUACGCCAGAUAAGAAGAAAAAGAAGAAAAGCUCGUACAUCAAAAAGGCCGACCGGUUAUCGAAAGAUUCAGGAUCGUUGAAAGUCAAGUUGAAGACCAAUUCAAGCAAAGAGAACCUUAAAAAUGCCGAGAGAAAGGGCAGGGAAGGGUCAGCAAAGCCUGAGAAGAGAGAGCGCGAGGAUAAUGAAGACGGCGCGCCCAAGGCGAAGAAGAUCAAACUCUCCAUGGGUAAAGGAGACGGACGAUCGCCACCCCCUGCUGCAUCAAACGCAGACUCCUAAGAUACCGUGAGGCAAGUAUUAUCAGGAGAGCCUGUCAAGCUCGUGCGCUAGGUCGUAGGAAUCCAGCAUUUUCAUGGCGUUACAGGCGGCAUUUCUUUCACGGGUAGGGAUUUCCAUGUCGAAGGCAUCGACUGGAUGGCGUUUUGCUUCGGGCUCCACAGGUUUCCUGUAGUGUGGUUGCCCUUGAAUGAUGAAAAGCAUUCACCCACUGUAACAGAAUAGUAGUUUACGUUGUAAUGCCUUUUCUUUCUGGCGAAACUGUAGUUUUAUACAUAAUAUGGAUUUUUCGAUGCUU